Molecule: messenger RNA, 6419 nt
Organism: Mesocricetus auratus (golden hamster)
Lineage: Eukaryota; Metazoa; Chordata; Mammalia; Rodentia; Cricetidae
Gene: Tmem106b
Product: transmembrane protein 106B
Exons: 9
Coding region: 239-1066 (275 amino acids)
Biological process (GO): dendrite morphogenesis; lysosome organization; lysosomal transport
Cellular component (GO): lysosomal membrane
Source: RefSeq, a predicted model, not a curated record
GGGGCCCGAGCGGUGAGGGAGGCCGCGGCGAGCCGGCUGCGGGGCUGUCCCCGCGGGCCCUGGCCUCCCGCCUGGCUCGCCUGGGGCGACGCCAGGGCCCUGGAUCUGAGCGGCCCAGUGGCUCUGGGGUUGUCACGUUCCAGUUGCAAGACCCUGUUGAGUUCACAAGACCGCGGUAUAAACAUUGAGGCCAGGGAGGAGGAGAAGGGGAUCUUGCACUCCUUUUAUAACCUCAAGCAUGGGAAAGUCUCUUUCUCAUUUACCUUUGCAUUCAAAUAAAGAAGAUGGUUAUGAUGGGGUCACAUCGACAGACAACAUGAGGACUGGACUCGUUAACAACGAAGUGCAUAAUGAAGAUGGAAGGAAUGGAGAUGUCUCUCAGUUUCCGUAUGUGGAAUUUACCGGAAGAGAUAGUGUCACUUGUCCCACUUGCCAAGGAACAGGAAGAAUUCCUAGGGGGCAAGAAAACCAGCUGGUGGCAUUGAUCCCCUAUAGUGAUCAACGGUUACGGCCAAGAAGAACAAAGCUGUAUGUGAUGGCAUCUGUGUCUGUCUGCCUGCUCCUGUCUGGAUUGGCUGUGUUUUUCCUUUUCCCUCGAUCUAUUGAUGUGAAGUACAUUGGCGUAAAAUCAGCCUAUGUCAGUUAUGAUUUUCAAAAGCGAACCAUAUAUUUAAAUAUCACGAACACACUAAAUAUAACAAACAAUAACUAUUAUUCGGUUGAAGUUGAAAACAUCACUGCUCAAGUUCAGUUUUCAAAAACAGUUAUUGGAAAGGCACGCUUAAACAACAUAACUAACAUUGGCCCACUGGAUAUGAAGCAGAUUGAUUAUACGGUACCCACAGUUAUUGCUGAAGAAAUGAGUUACAUGUAUGACUUCUGUACACUGAUUUCCAUCAAAGUGCACAACAUAGUACUUAUGAUGCAAGUAACUGUAACAACAACAUACUUUGGACACUCUGAGCAAAUAUCUCAGGAGAGGUACCAGUACGUCGAUUGUGGAAGGAACACGACUUACCAGUUGGCCCAGUCUGAGUAUCUAAAUGUGCUUCAGCCACAACAGUAAAAUUGGAGGAGGUGUGAUAGAGCGGGUGACACACCUGAGACACGUUCAGAACUGUCAGUGAGGAGGUACUGCCCAGGACACCCUGAAAUGAGCAUGUCUAAACUUUACACCAGGACACUCUUGUUCUGUGUCGAUGACUGCUCGUACCAAGAGCCUUUCCUCAACCGUGAGAUAACUGAUUGGCUAUCUUCUUUGUUCCCAAGAUGAAAAACUGAGACUUUCUCUAAUACAAUAAAUAAUUAUAUAAAAGUCAUAGACUUAAUCUAUAGUUCUAUUGAUAAUAGUUCAGUCAUGAACGUAAUUUGAAAAGUAACCUCUGAAAAUUUUUAUAUGAAAUUAUUGAAAAUCCAUUACUCAUGGAGGACUUUUAAAAACUAACCUGUUUUAUAAACUCUCAUUCUUAUAUGAUGGCAGUCUUUCGACUAUAUGAUAAAGUAACUAUUAGCUAAGUGUUUUUAGCCUUUAAUUUGUUGAAAUUCUACUCAGUUGCAUGUUUUUGUCUUAUUUUUAGCUAAUGGUUCAUAAUAUUUACCAAAAUUCUGUUCUAUACUUUGUAAGAACCUCUCAAUAUGUGCUUCAUGUAUAGUUUUGUGAACUUUCUGUGUGACUAUUAAACAUAUUCCCUUUGUGUACAAUAUUGUAAAUAAAGUGCAUGGCCUUUAUACAGCUUUGAUAAAUGUCAAAUGAAGUGGUAGUGAUUAAGAAGGAAAGCAAGUUGUUAAACAAAAUAAAGUAGGAAAAUGAAAUUCAGAAAAAUAUAAAGUAUCAGUAGAUUCCAACUACUUGUUGGAUGUGGCAUAAAAUAGAUAUACAAUAAAACAUUUUGAUGCUUUACCUUAUGUUGCUUUUCAUAUUAAGAAUUAUAUAGAUAUUUUCAUAAUGAUUAGGUAUCUUCAAUGUUAUGAAUGAUUUAUGGAAGGAAAUUAUUUUUUACUAGAAAUUAUUCUAGAAAUCAUUUCAUUUAACACUGGUGGCUACAUCAAAAUAAACCUGUAGUUUGCUUUUAAAAUUUUAAUCAUUAUAUAUCCUACUGAUUUGAUGCUUCUGCAGUUAAGUAUUCCCUUUUUACUUUAAUUUCAUCUAACAUUGUUUUCAAGUAUGAUGGAUGUGCUCACCUGAUGACUUAUAUUUUCAGUGUUAUUUUCCAUAGGGUGUUUUUUCUUUUUCACUCAGAAAAUUCUAGGGCCCCUUUAAAAUACAUAACACUAAUCAUAGGAGCUAAGUAUGAUACCAGGUUAAUUUCCUUUUUUUUUUUUUAAUUUUUAACUCAUGACAGAAAUUGGGUUUUCCUUUUCCCAUACCCAAGUGCCCACCUUAGUUGUGUGUGUAGCCUAUUUAUCAGUCUGGUUCUCAAGUAUAAAAUAUAAAUUCUUGUGGUUUAAUCCUGUUCCUUAUGCACACUAUAUCUUCCCUUAGCUUUCAUACCAUAUUCUCCAUGUGAGCGAACACAGCAAACAUCCAUUUCUUUUGUAUCUUGCUUUCCUCGGGUGUUACGAGGUCAGCUGUCCUCCCUGUCAUGCCCAGGCCAUCCUUCACAGUCAUUCAUUAUCUAGUCACAGUAGUCUUUGUAGCAAGGUUUCUUUUCCUGUGCUUGCUGGUGACCCCCUCACCCCACAUUCAUUCUCCUUCGGCCUGCAACUGUCUAGUUGUGUUCACACUUUCCAAGUUAAACUCACUCCAUUACCUCUAUUUCCUCAUUCUGACACAACCAAUGUCUGUGAGUCAUCUGGUUUUCCAUGUGUCUAGAAGUUUAAUCCUAUCACUUCAGAAUCACGGGUAUCUUUAGUUAGGCCUCCAAGUCUGUGUCUCUUCUUGACCAGUAACUGUGUAGUUUCAUGUUUACUCAGUUUACUUUUGUUUCUUGGUGACUUUCUAUGUAUAAAAACAAAAUGUAAAGAAAUCUUUUUAUGAUUUCCCUUGUGCAUUGUCCUUAUCCUUCAUGCCUAAUUACAUGGUGUACACAAUCAUCAUUAAUUCCUUUCUCCAAAGUCAACUUUUACAUAUGCCUCAUAUAACCACCUUCUGUGUUGCUUUUUACUGUGUGCAUUUUACUGUGGGAUGGUACUGUGGCAGUGAGGAAAUUUGUUUUCACCUUCUAGAAUGCAUGUGUAAGGCCUGAAGAGGCAGGACUGUGGUGCAGCCAUUGGAAGCUGCUUUGCCCCCAGUGACUCAGGUUCAGAAACUUUUAACUCUUUAAAAUUUGAUCACAUAUAGACAUGUAGGUUUAAUGUCUAACUUUGAUGAUGUUUGAGCCAUAAAAAAACAAAAACAAAAAACUUGAAAUUUAAACCCAAGUAAAAGAUAAAAGACAGAGAGAUGCAGAGUACCUAUGAGGAGUCAAGGAGAUUGAAAUAACUACUGGGUAAGCCAGGUGGUAACAAGCUGAAAGUUAAAACGGAAACAAAAAAAAAAAAAAAAACAAAAACAAAAAACAAACGUAUCUUGGAAAAGCGAAACAGUAUCCAUAAAAACAUUUGCAAGUGUCAGUGGUACUUUUAGCUUUUGUUAGGCCACUGCUGAGUCUGGCUUCUGGCAUGGAGAAAGGGUAGGUAUUGAUAUAUUUUUAUGAAUACUUUCAUAGCUUAGCUGUGCACUUGAUGAAGACAUUAUAGUGUUGCUCCAUGCUCUCAGAAGUGAAUUCUGUCCUACCCUAGUCCAACAGUGUUCCAGCCUCUGGGGGGAUAUUGUGUGCAACACACUGGCUGUUACUCUUCUGCCUGCUUUUCUUAGGUGAUUUCUCACCAGUGUGAGAAAUUUAAAUUUAAAAUUGCAGACCAGCAAAUACCUUCAUUGCGGCCAGAACUAGGUUCUCUGUCUCUCAUGUUUGUGUCCUUUCAUUUAACACCCAUCAGAAAGCCAUGGUAAAAUCGGCUUCAUGCAAUCCAAAAUUAGAAGUGGUCAGUAUAAUGGUUCAGUGGAUAAGGAUGAUCGCCACCAAGCCUGAUGAUUUGAGUUCAGUUUCUGCGUAUCACAGCAGCAGGAGAGAACUGACUCCUGCAAAUUGUGUACAUACACACACAGAAAGAGAGACGGACAGACAGAAAUGCAUGUAAAAAAUAGAAUCAAAGUUCUUGAAGUUAGGGCUGGAGAGAUGGCUAAGAGGUUAAGAGCACUGGCUGCUCUUCCAGAGGACCUGAGUUCAAGUCCCAGCAACCACAUGGUGGCUCACAACCAUCUAAAAUGAGAUCUGGUGCCCUCUUCUGGCCUGGAGGCAUACAUGCAAAUAAGAAUACUGUAUACAUAAUAAAUAAAUAAAUCUUUAAAAAAAAAGUUCUUGAAGUUAAUACUGAGGGGCUAAGGUUUUGGUGACUUUGAAUUGCUAUCUGAAAUAUUUCUAAAGUUAAUUGAACAAUGUAGAAUACUAUAGAGCCAACCUUACCUGGAACUUAAUUUUUGUGUUUAUGUUUAAUACUCUUCAAUAAUUCUAAUAAAAAUAAAACUGACAUUUUCAGUGUGAAUUAUUUAUAAGUAAGAUUAUUACAUUUGAAAUACAGUAUGAAAAUAUUAGACAUGAGAUAAACUCCUUGAAAUUGCUUGAAAGACUAUCUUGACUGAGGUGACAUUUAAUACACCGUAACUUUCUUUUGUGCUCAGUUUUCUUUUGAUUCCUGUUUACUUGGCCUUAAUGAAGUACUUACUUUCUGAUAAAAGAAAAGUUACAAGAAUAAAAUAUAACUUGCACUUAGGAAAUGGCAGUGUUGUGUAAAAGGGGAUAGGAGGUGACAUCAAAGCAUGAUUAACAUCUUAAGAGCCUUGAAACUUGGCCCUAAUGAGUCCUCUUUGGUUCCUAGCCUUAUUGUGAUGUAAUAUUGGACUUUAUGGUGGCAGGUGUGUUGCUGAGUCUUUGCUAUUCUGUUUGUGUUUUAAAGGAAAGGGUUUAAGUAAACAGGUAUUUAUACAGUGCUUCUUAUUUUAGAAGAUUGUUCAUAUACCUUAAAAAUAUGAAGAGCUUUAGGGUUUCAAAUAACGUUUUCUCUCUUUGAUAAGUAAUGUGAGCUAAACUUAAAGUUGCUGAUGUAUAAUCAGGAGGUAAACCAGGGGAUAGUUUGAGAUCACUAAAGUGCAGCAGGUGCUUGGAUCAGAGUACAUCUUAGAGGGGACAGCUGGAUUGCCUCUCACUUGUGAAAUUGGGUUUUAAAUGAGGUACUUAAGUUUUUAAAGGAAAAAUACUACAUAUCAGAAAUAGUUGGAUAAGACUCAUUACUCAAAAUUUUAUUUUUCAAUUAAAAUAAAUACAUUUGUGAUAUUCUUGAAUCAAAAAUUUGAAUUCUAUAUCUGAGAUCUAUUUACACAGCAAUAUGCAUUCGCAGUUCCUAAUUGGAACUACAUUGUGUGUCUUUAGCUUCCUUAGAUAACAGGUUUCACGGAGGAGUUUUGAACCUCAUCUUUAAUUGAGAUAAAACCAACAGUGAUGUGGUUACUAUGGGAACGAAAAUGGAAUUUCCGUGUUUUAAAAUGCAAUUCCGCUUUAGUUCUUUUUGCACAUUUAACACAGAGGCCAAGUUGAAGAACAUAGCGUGGUUGGUGUUCGACCCUGAAAGCACUGCAUAGAUAACUUAGCAAAAUGAGCUUUUCAUAGUUGAGUCUAACUAUUCUAGAAGGGAGUUGUUGCCUUCUGUUUAAUUACAUUAAUUGAAAUGUGUUUAAGAGAAAUGUUUUCAGGAUAUUUUGUAUGCUGUAAAACACAAAAGAAUAGUAUUGUGCCAAUGGCCAAAGGUAAUAUUACUACCAUGUAGAUGAUGAAAGUUCAAAUUGACCAAUUCACCCAGAAUUUUAGAAACUAGAAGUCUGGGGAGAUACCGCAUCGGCUGUAUUGGGUAGUUUUAAAGUGCUGUACAUUCUCUUCAUCUUGUAAUUGUCCAGGAUGAGGAGCAACGAUGCCAGGCUGUACCAGAUGCAGAAUUUUAUUGCACAGAGGCUGGCUUCAGACAUGAAGCAUUAGCCAGUCAUAUCUGUGUGGUUUAUCUUGUAAUUUCCUUUAGAACUAAACUAAGAAGGUUUGGGGAAAUGAUUUGGAAUGUCCACUGAUUACAUACAUGACAGUAUUACUAGAUUCUAACAGUCAAUUCAAAUUGUGGAAUAGAGAAUGUAAAAUAUCUUCUGUAUACUUACUCUUUUAGUGGCCUCCAUCAUGGUACAUCUAUUAAAUUUACUAUUUGUACAGUUCUUAAUUAUAGUUGUGAUUGCUGUUCAUGUAGGGAAACGUGGUGGUGAUCGGAAAAAAAAGAAUAGACAUGACACCCCCAAUGCUAUUUUUUAAAUUCACUUGUAACUGUUACUCUUAUACUUGUGUAUGAAAAAAUAAAAUUUGUAAAAACAUUUUAGCAUGAAAAAUAAAAUUUGUAUCAAGAAA